Molecule: messenger RNA, 426 nt
Organism: Bipolaris zeicola 26-R-13
Lineage: Eukaryota; Fungi; Ascomycota; Dothideomycetes; Pleosporales; Pleosporaceae
Exons: 4
Coding region: 1-426 (141 amino acids)
Molecular function (GO): protein binding
Source: RefSeq, a predicted model, not a curated record
AUGGGUGUUGCGUCCGGACGGGGUGUGUUUGCAACAAAAGACAUUCCUGCACAGACCAUCAUAGACAUUUGUCCAGUCUUGAUAUUGGGAAUAGACGAGAAUAAGAAGCAUAUAGAGAACACUUGCCUUUAUCACUAUACCUACAAUUGGCCCCAAACAGAUGCGCACGGCAAUCACCAGGUUUCGCAAGCAGUCGUCUUUGGACUAGGCAGCAUGUUCAACCAUUCGACCCAGGAGCAGAAUGUGGGAUGGAUGCGAGAUCUCUGUCGCAAAAUUAUAAUAUACCGAGCUUUGAGAGACAUUCUUGCAGGCGAAGAGCUCUGCAUAUCGUAUGGCAGCCACCUAACAUUUAAGGAUGCGGAUAUGCCACCUCCAACGCCACUUGAAGAUGAAAUCGAGCAGUUGAGAAUGAUUGAGCCGUAUUAA